AUCGCCUAUCGAUUAUUGGCAUUGCUAAAAAGUUUCGCGAACGUUGCAAAACGUAAAGUCAAAGCCAAGUCCGCCCGCCUUCAAAAUGAGUUCAAAGUCACUUUUCGACAGCGAGGAGGAUGCUGCCCAGGCCAACAAACUGUCCAGGAAAGCCAAGGAGUCGCCCUUCAUGCUAGUGGGUAUUGCCGGUUUUGUGGCCGCCGGAGCGAUUGGCGCGUACAAGUACCGGAACCGCGGCACGAUGAGCACGAGUGUGUUCCUGAUGCAGCUGCGAGUGGCCGCCCAGGGCACCGUGGUCGGCUGCCUGACCAUUGGACUGGCCUACAGCAUGGCCAAGGAGUACCUGUUCGACAAGGCGCCCAAGGAGAAUACAAAGUCACUGAAUAACUAAAGCUCAUCUGAUUGUAUGGCCUCCCUCUCUAAAAGUACCCCACCAACACAAAUCGGGAUGAUAUUAGACCCCAGCAAUCAGUAACUCUAUGUAUUGCACCAUCAAAGAUUCAUACCGAUCAAGAGGGUUAGGAUCCCUGGAGGCUGGACUGUCCAGGCCCCGAGAAUUAGAUAAUGUUUUGUAUACCUGCGUAAGAUUGUGAUAUGGUGUGUUUUAAUUGUACAAGUUGGACAUCCAAACGAAAGCUGUUGAAGGCAGACGACAAGAUUAUGAAUACCUCUCGCAUGAUAUGAUAUAUUUAAAUAAAUCAAUUUAGACUAAAACAGAA
Molecule: messenger RNA, 719 nt
Organism: Drosophila biarmipes
Lineage: Eukaryota; Metazoa; Arthropoda; Insecta; Diptera; Drosophilidae
Product: HIG1 domain family member 1A, mitochondrial
Exons: 3
Coding region: 86-391 (101 amino acids)
Biological process (GO): mitochondrial respirasome assembly
Cellular component (GO): mitochondrion
Source: RefSeq, a predicted model, not a curated record